AUGGAACUUCCGUGUCGAGAUCCGAGCAAGUGGUCCGAACCCCAGCGCGAGCUCCAGAUCAACUGCAGCGCUUUGACGGGGAACAUCAGCUGCUGUCCGUCAGGGACCGAAGAACCCGUGGACGGAUGGAUUUUCGAUCGCACUUACGUGAAAGUCAUCCUCGCCAUAGCCUACACCCUCGUCUUCUGCUGCUGCUUCUUCGGUAACCUGCUGGUGAUCUGCGUGGUGAUCCUGAACCGACGCAUGCGCACCAUCACCAACUUCUUUCUCACCAACUUGGCGGUGGCCGACCUGUGCGUAUCCAUGUUCUGCGUCUACCAGAACCUCUUUUUCUACCUGACGCCACACUGGGUGUUCGGAGACUUCCUGUGCCGCAUGUAUUUCUUCGUCCACGGGCUCAGCUACACGACUUCCAUACUCAUUUUGACCGUCAUCUGCGUCGAGCGCUACAUCGCCAUCGUGCAUCCCAUGUGGAACAAACAGGUGGUGACAUUGACGAGGCUGAGAGUGACCAUCGUGACCGUAUGGUUUGUUAGUGCCGCAUACUGCAGCCCGCGCAUCAUCAUGUACGGCACCGUCGAAGCCACUGUGGACGACAAACGCGAGGCUCUGUGCGUCCUCCAGAGGGCGCUGUAUGACUCCAUGACCUACGACUUGGUGAACUUUGUCGUGUGUUUUCUGGUGCCGCUGAUCAUCAUCACCGUUCUGUACACCAUCAUCUGCUACGAGCUGUGGCACAGCCAGGCCAUCGUGUCCCAUCCGCAGAACCACAUGUCCAAAACCAGCAACAAUCAUCACCCUCCGGCACACGGUGGCGGUGCCACCACUCCUGCACUGUGCCGGUCAUGCUCGGAGAGCGAGUCGCCGCCAUCCGUGAAGAAGCUGGAAUACGCUCAAACAUUGGUGACGACGAAAAAAAGCCCCAAGGACCUGACGUCCACCGAAACGAGGACAGUACCCUACCUCACCCCUGGGCAAGGGUACGACGAAGGGACGCAGUUGAGUCGCCAGUCCAGCUGCAAUCGCUGCAGUCGCGUGAGCACUCCUCCUCGCAAGCAGGCAACCAAGCCUUUUCACUACGUGAACAACGCAGCCAUGUCAGCACUGAAGCCUCGUCGCAAGGUCAUCCGCCUUCUGGUGGCCGUCGUUUUGUGCUUUGCCGUCUGCAACCUUCCGUUCCACGCCCGCAAGCUGUGGCAGCACUCCAAGGAGUACAACGGAUCGAGUACAGCGGCGGCCAUUCUCACAGUCGUCACCAACCUAGUGUUGUACCUCAACUCUGGCAUCAACCCGUUCCUUUACGCACUUUUUUCCAAAAACUUCCGGCAGUGUAUGGCCGACGUGCUGUUCUGUCGGAGCCAUAAGUUGCGCUACAGGAAUCGCUCGUCCUUCAAUGUUAGGUCCAGGUCCCUGAACUCUGCGGCUACUCCAGCAGCACCCCAAGCUCAUCUUACUCACGGUGGACACCAGGCGGCGGCUCUGCAGCAUUUGUGA
Molecule: messenger RNA, 1494 nt
Organism: Ixodes scapularis (black-legged tick)
Lineage: Eukaryota; Metazoa; Arthropoda; Arachnida; Ixodida; Ixodidae
Product: trissin receptor
Exons: 3
Coding region: 1-1494 (497 amino acids)
Biological process (GO): G protein-coupled receptor signaling pathway
Cellular component (GO): plasma membrane
Molecular function (GO): neuropeptide Y receptor activity
Source: RefSeq, a predicted model, not a curated record